UCGGAACUCGGGGGUGUGAAUGAGUCUGGAGAGCUGGCCACAAACACUUCGGAUUUACCCUCAAAACGCCGUGCAGUAACCAGACAGACACCCACUCUUAAUGUUGAAAUUCCUCAGCAGCGUUUAUCAUCGAAAGUAACAAGGGAGCCUCUGCGGUUUUAGGAGAGACCGGGAAGUGGACUAACAAUGGACACAGGGAGCGCGUUUUACCGCUGAAUGCUCGCGGAAUUGGACUGAUGUUUUGCAAAGACUUCUGCUGCUGCUGCUGCUGCUGCUGCUGCACGGACCGGGCCUUGGAGGAGCCACAAAGUGACGAGGACAAAAGGAGAGCAAAAGAGGACGCAUGUGUGCAGAGAAUCGGUGCCCUAGAUCUGUACAACAUCUGAGUUACUCUGUCAUUCACCUCCUCUCUAGCUGUCUCAGGCAGUAGUUUCUUCACCCGUACCUGGAAAAACAAAGAGAAUGCGUUCAGAGGAACGAAAUCUCUGUGCGUAAAGGGAGACGCAUCGGUGCGUAUUUGCUGUACUUUUCCAACAUGCGUGCAAUAAAUCAUGCUUGUUUGCUGACUAACUUAUGCCCUGUUUCAUGACCCUGCUGGUAUAGAUGUAUUACAGUCUUCCUCAUUCUUCAUAUCUGUCAUGAGUUAUGGCGAUGCCUGCAGAAUCUGACAGCACCGGUGCGCAAAACAGUACUCGUGAAACCAUCAGCGCACCGGAACGCAAUGGUUAUGUGAAAACAUGUGUCAUCCCACUGUGCCGUGACCGAGAUUACGAGUCGUGGGUGAGGCUAAUGUUCACAAAAAUAUGGGGUUCCCAGAGAUUCCGAAGUGCGGUGUGUGCGGGAUCGCUCUCGGUUUUUCUCGCUCUGUUGGUCAAAUGUGCAGAUUGGAGCGCUGACAACACACUCCUGCAUUCAUCGUCUCCCCUUCACUUCGUCUCAGGCUGCGCGGCGGAGCUGUUGCAAACUUGCUGGAGUGUGCUUUCGCCAUUGUUCACCCUCGUAUGUGCCUUCUUUUGGGUCGGGGUCUACUUAAUCCGCUGCGGGGUUCUAAUCCAGACCGCCCUCUCCCUCUUAACCUUGUGCCACCUCGGAGAGGCAGCGGCGUGGUCUCUGCUGGACGGAACAGAUGAGCAGCUGCUUUCGUUCUCCACAGCAGCCGUGGUCGUGCUCGUCUGCGUGGCCACCGGCGCACUCAUGGUAGCGCGGCUGAAUCAGGGCAUAUCUGUUAUCGUUUUCAUCAGCCUAGUCAGGACUAUCUCACUCUUCUCGCUGCACAAAGUCCGGGCCACUUGGAGACCGUACGUGGCGUACCUGGUUGGAGUGCUGGGCAUCCUGCUGGCGAGGUAUGCUGACAAGCUCCUUCCCAACCAAGGGAGACACAAGGAGGGCUGCACCCCCGUGACUGGAGGCAGGGAAGAGGUCCCUGUAUUUAAAAGGCGCAGGAGGUCCAGUUCUGUGAUAGCCUCAGACAUGGCAAACAGUCAGUCCAACAGUAAGUCACAUCGCCGGACCUCUCUGCCAUGCAUCCAGAGGGACCAGAUGCUCCCCCGCUCGGAUUGGGACCACAAGAGAGGCUCCCGAGGAUCACAGUCGUCAGGCACCACUGUCAUGGUGGACAUAGCAGUGAUGGGAGAGGCCCACGGACUGAUCACAGACCUGCUGGCUGACCCUGCUCUGCCCCCCAACACCUGCACCUCACUGCGGGCCGUCAGCAAACUGCUCACCACGCAACUCACCUUCCAGCCGCUGCACCGGCCACGCCCUGCUCCCCUGCUCAACCCCAGCGAUGCCUACACCCUCUCUGACUCAGAGGAGGGACCUGAGAAAGGAGAGAAGACAUCCAUCCACAAGCGUCUGAGGCGGAGUCUCCACCCUGGCCUUCUCAGGAGGAUCUCCUCCACAUGGACCACCACCACCUCUGCCACAGGUCUGCCUACCAUCGAGCCAGGACCUGUCCGAAGGGACCGCAGUGCUAGCAUCAAACCGUACCAUGAAACACUCACCUGCAGCUGUGGGAGACCUUACAUCAAACUGAGCCAUGGGGAGGGCUCCAUGGACAAGGGAGACAGGAUACCACGGCCAGAGGACCAAGUGGUUGUGUCAUCAGACUAUGACAGCACCCACGAAGCCAACCACAGUGACAGCAGUGAUGUAGCCCAAACAGAGGAGGACGCAGAGGAGGGGAAAAACCCCGCCCAGAAUGUCAUCCUCCACCCACUAAUACCUCCGGAGGACAAACCCAUUCUGGCUCCAGAACCGUUAUUAAUGGAGGACUUAGAGCCCCUGAUGAGUCAGCUAAACAAUUGGAACUUCCCCAUCUUCACAAUGAUGGAGAAAACCAACGGGAAAUGUGGGCGCAUCCUCAGUCAGGUCGCCUACAGGCUCUUUGAAGACACUGGCCUGUUUGAAACCUUCAAAAUCCCAGUCAAAGAAUUCAUGAACUACUUCCAUGCCCUUGAAAACGGUUACAGAGACAUACCAUAUCACAACAGGGUCCACGCCACAGACGUUCUUCAUGCAGUGUGGUACCUCACAACGCAGGCUGUGCCGGGUCUGCCUAGCCUCAUAGCUGACCACAGCUCUGCCAGUGACUCAGGUGUGUCUGAUUGUACAGACUCUGACAGUGGAAUAACACACAGUCACAUGGGCUUCCUGGUUUCAAAGACCUACACUGUGUCAGAGGACGGUUACGGCUGCUUGUCAGGACUCAUACCGGCUCUGGAGCUAAUGGCCCUCUACGUGGCCGCUGCCAUGCACGACUACGACCACCCGGGCCGGACCAAUGCUUUCCUUGUGGCCACCAGCGCUCCACAGGCGGUGCUCUACAACGAUCGAUCCGUCCUGGAAAACCACCACGCUGCCUCAGCCUGGAACCUCUUCAUGUCCCGGACGGAGUUCAACUUCCUUGUUAAUUUGGACCACGUGGAAUUCAAGCGAUUUCGUUUCCUGGUCAUUGAGGCCAUACUCGCAACUGAUCUGAAGAAGCAUUUUGACUUCCUGGCAGAGUUCAAUGCCAAGGUGGGUGACGAUCCAUCCACGGGUAUUGAUUGGUCGAACGAGAACGACAGGUUGCUGGUGUGCCAGAUGUGCAUUAAACUGGCCGACAUCAAUGGGCCUCUGAAGUGUAAGGAGCUGCACCUGCAGUGGACAGAGGGCAUUGUCAACGAGUUCUAUGAGCAGGGAGAUGAGGAGUCCAGCCAAGGCCUUCCAAUCAGCCCUUUCAUGGACCGAGCAGCACCACAGCUGGCCAAACUCCAAGAGUCGUUCAUCACACAUAUCGUGGGACCGCUGUGCAAUUCCUACGACUCGGCCUUCCUCAUACCUGGACGAUGGGUGGAACCCAGCCCAGAUGCAGAGGAGCCGGACAUAACGGAGAACGAAGAGGAAGAGGAGGAGGACACUGCAGAGGAAGACGCAUCAACCUGCUCAGAAGCAUCACAGAAAGCAGCUCCCAAGAAGAGGAGGAGAGUCUUCUGCCAGAUCACGCAGCACCUGAUGGAGAACCACGAGAUGUGGAAGAAGGUGAUCGCGGAGGAGGCCUCGAAACCGGGCCAGGGAGCAGAGUCAGUCCAUUUAAACAAUGUAGCUGAGCCAAUCCUGGCUAUUCACGAGGAGGAGGAGGAGCCAGGCAGCAGAGAGGAGCUGGUGGAGGGAGAGGAUCCAGAGGAGGGACUGGAGGAACCAGAGUGGCCUGUGUCCCCGCAGGAAGACUCUGAACCCCCACAGGAACUAGAGAUGAGGACCCACAGUGAAAAGGCUCAUGGGAAAUAUGGAGUCGGUCAGGGCGAGGACGUGAAGACGUAUUUCUUGUUUUCUUAUCCUAUUAAAUGA
Messenger RNA from Labrus bergylta (ballan wrasse), 3831 nucleotides. RefSeq names its product cGMP-inhibited 3',5'-cyclic phosphodiesterase 3A-like. Gene Ontology annotation, biological process: positive regulation of oocyte development; oocyte maturation. Lineage: Eukaryota; Metazoa; Chordata; Actinopteri; Labriformes; Labridae. Gene Ontology annotation, cellular component: cytosol. Gene Ontology annotation, molecular function: calmodulin-activated 3',5'-cyclic-GMP phosphodiesterase activity. The record is from RefSeq and is a predicted model, not a curated record.